Triticum aestivum (bread wheat) is the source of this 898-nucleotide messenger RNA. Its product is annotated as ABA-inducible protein PHV A1. Lineage: Eukaryota; Viridiplantae; Streptophyta; Magnoliopsida; Poales; Poaceae. The record is from RefSeq and is a predicted model, not a curated record. Bases 244 to 735 code for a protein of 163 amino acids. Gene Ontology annotation, cellular component: nucleus. The transcript has 2 exons.
UGAUAUGGGUGAGCAAUCGAGCUUCGCGAAGCUACUACUUUGUACGUGGCGGCAAGGUACGAGCACCGCCGCGCGACGUGUCCCGUUGCUUCUGCCUAUAAAUGCCGCCUGCUCCAAUCUCCUUUCCAACACAAGCAGUCGAUUCAUCCAAGCCAGAGUUGAGCAAUACUAGCAGUGAGAUUUGGCCCUUCCGAUCGAGUGAUUUCAGUUCGUGUUUGUUAGUGAGAGAGAAGACAAGCGGAGAUGGCCUCCAACCAGAACCAGGCGAGCUACAUGGCCGGCGAGACCAAGGCCCGCACCGAGGAGAAGACCGGGCAGAUGAUGGACAAGGCGGGCCAGGCCACGGAGGCCACCAAGCAGAAGGCCGGCGAGACGGCCGAGGCCACCAAGCAGAAGGCCGGCGAGGCCAAGGACAAGACGGCCCAGACGGCUCAGGCGGCCAAGGACCGCGCCGCCGAGAGCAAGGACCAGACCGGCAGCUUCCUCGGCGAGAAGACUGAGGCGGCCAAGCAGAAGGCGUCGGAGACGGCGCAGUACGCGCAGGAUAGGUCCUCCGACGCCGCGCAGUACACCAAGGAAUCCGCCGUUGCCGGCAAGGACAAAACCGGCAGCGUGCUCCAGCAGGCCGGCGAGACGGUGGUGAGCGCGGUGGUGGGCGCCAAGGACGCGGUGGCGAACACGCUGGGCAUGGGCGGUGACAACACCACCAAGGACACCACCACCAGGAAUCACUAGAUGCAUGCGUUCGCGCUUAAUUUGCUUUCCUUUAGUCGUGUUUGGUCGUUCACGAGCCUUCUACUAUGUUUCCACUCUUUCGUGAUUUUCCGCUCAUUUAGUGUAAGUUUGCCGCCGAUUUGAUCUACCCGUGUCCCGUUCUGUAAUGAGUUACUUAUAAUCC